This is a messenger RNA of Symbiodinium sp. CCMP2456, 1139 nucleotides long. Lineage: Eukaryota; Dinophyceae; Suessiales; Symbiodiniaceae. The record is from the annotation of a GenBank genome assembly.
AUGUACGCAAGCAUGAAGACACACCCAGACGGGAAGCAGGUGGUCUACGAGACGGAGCUGGAGGCGGUGCAUAUCGCGGCUGGUCUCGGCCACAUCCCGGCUUUGGAGGCCCUUCUCACUGCAUCUGAAGAUGACGCUGAAGACCUCGUUAGCAGAUCUGCGACGGUGAACGUUCGUGGCAAUCGCCACCGGCACGAUUUUUAUCAGCCCAUCCACGAUGCAGCUUAUCUUGGGCAGAAAGAUGCCGUCUUGUGGCUGCUUGACCAUAAGGCAGAGGCGGAUGCCGCCAACAAGGACGGCAACACUCCCCUGCACUUCAUCGCCCUGGUCGGAGGACGCGAUGGCUUGAUGAACGAGGAGGUGGAGGAGGUUGUUUCGGAGCUCUUGAACCGAAAGGCGAACCUCGAUGCGCGAUCCUACGGCGCGCAGGACCCCAACCCUUGCGAUAAGUUCUUGCAAGAGAAGCUCCCGCUUGAGAUCGCGGCCGAGACACAGUAUCCAAAGGAACUGCUGUACCUCAUGGCUGCUUCUUAUCAGUCCACAGACCUGGACACACCGCGCGCAUUUUCCGAUAUUCUCCUGCUAUCCCGUUGUAACCUCAAGGUGGCUGAGGAUUUCACCCGAGACCUCGUGGAACGCGCGAGAGCCGACCAGGGGCUCAUGGACAUGCUGGUCAAGGAAGCCCAGCUCAGUGGUGGAGUUGACAAGAUCGCAGCUCUGCUUUACGUGGUCCCCUUCGCUGGGGCCGAGAUCCUGGACGCACUUUGCGUCAAGCCCAUCAUCCAAGAUGCUGCGCGGCAUCCACUCCCGGCGCGUACUUGGCUACAAUCUGGUCCUUUGCGCUGCGCGUACCAAGAUGGUACAGCCAAAGUGCGAGGAUUGACGUGGCCACGUUGGGAGUUCAAUGCCGAAGUGGAUGCGGCACACCAGAAGCAGCUGGCUUGGCACAAGAAGUUCAUUCCGAAGAUCGUAGGUGAUAUCCGACAAGACAACGUUUACGACGUGGACGUGAAGGCACUGCUGUUGCCCAACGUGCUCGAUGUAGACAUCUUGAUGGCGUUGACCCGGACUUGGGAAACUCAUGGCCACAUCUUUUCGAAGCUGCCAAUCCAGGGGGUGAUCUACUGCCUUUGGGACCA